UGCAGCUUCUUCUCCAUCACAACUCACUUCUUACAUUCUUUGCACCUUUUGGCAGUUCAGCACAACCUAUUCUUCACCAUCUAAUCAAUCAAUCAACCAAUCAAUCAAUCAUCACUGCAGCAGUGCUACCCACCCCCGCAAUCCACCACAACCCCUCCAAACCGACUCCCUUGUCAACCAAUUUCAACCUCAACAUCACAUCUUCUGAAGAACCAACCACCACAAACAUCCCAACCAAAAUGCCCUCCUCAAUCCAGGCGACCACAAAACCACUCGACACCUCCAAACGCCGCCGCUUCCAACCUCCAAUCACCAACUACUUCACCUCCUCCCCUUCCUCCUUCUCCUCCUUUUCGUCCCACAACAACAACGACGACCACCCCCACAACCAAACCCCACACCAGACCUACAACCACUACUCCACCUCCACCUCCUCCCCGACACCCACCCUCGCUCCCAAAUACCAAUCCUCGUUACUAUCCGUCGGCAUGCGCAUCCGCAAAGCCAUCGCCGAGGGCUACAAAACCCACGCUACCUCAUUGCCCUCACUGGAGAAACCUGGGGUGUAUCGACCAUCCCCUACGAGAGACAUCACAAAUGAUGAGGGCGACGCUUUCUCGUUGCCUGCCAGUUCGCAGGAUUCUAGUACCUCGAGUGAUUCGGCUAUGGAUGUGAAUGUGCAUAUGUGGUCGGGGAAGAAGCGCGGGUUCGCGGACGUCGAGGUUGAUGUCGAGCUUGGUUGCGGGGAGACGGGAUAUUAUGCACACCACUCCGGCACCACCCCCUCCUCCGACAGUGAGAUGGAGGAUCUUAUCCCGUCUUCCGGCCACAUGCUGGCUACGACGACCACCCUAGCAGGGAGGACGAUCCUCGCACCCCGGGCCAGGAAUCUAGCCGGCAGCAGCACAAACAUCCGACGGAGGUUCGGGCGUGGUACUGUUCCUUCACCUCCUCUUCCUCCUCCUCAUUCUACUUCUUCCCUUGCUUCAGCAGCGGGCUUCGAUGUCGAUUUCGAGGAGCCGGCGUUUCUGAGGAGUCGAGAGGAGGCUGAAGGGGAGGGGUGGUUUUAUGGUCGGGAGGUGGAGAUGGGUAUGUGAUUGAGUUAGCUGGGUGGGAACGACAAGUAGCAGCAGCCACACUGAGGAGGAUGAUUGGUCAUGGGUUAUGGUAUGGUGUUUCUUUAUCUGUGAGGGGUUGUGUUUUUGCAUGGGUUAUUUUGUAAGUCGUUGGUUUAGCGAGCGGGUUUUGAUUGGGUUUUCGUUACUGGGGUUGGGGUUUGUGUUGGGCUGUACUGUACUGUAUGCAACACGCCGGAUUGCACGGUUUGCACUGGCUGGUUCUGGUGGUUUUUCCUGUUAUCAGAUGUCUGGUGGUUUGCUGGACAGGCAGGCUGGUUUAGCAUGGGUUUUUUUGUACGGUUGGAUUAUGGCUUAUGUUUGGGAUGGGCUGUACAUAAAAUUAUCUUUACUGUUUCUCCGACAGGUUAUCGACAUAACUCAAGGAGAUCAAAAUUCUCA
Molecule: messenger RNA, 1517 nt
Organism: Aspergillus saccharolyticus JOP 1030-1
Lineage: Eukaryota; Fungi; Ascomycota; Eurotiomycetes; Eurotiales; Aspergillaceae
Exons: 1
Coding region: 240-1097 (285 amino acids)
Cellular component (GO): cytoplasm; nucleus
Molecular function (GO): ribonucleoside-diphosphate reductase inhibitor activity
Source: RefSeq, a predicted model, not a curated record